AUGCUCUUCCAAUCUUCUCUUCGUUGGCUUCUUAUGGCUGCUGCUGCAACGGCUACGCCAUUCCUCGAGCCGCGAGGUGUCUCUGAGGGCUUCACUGGAGAGGUUGAACUCUUCAAGCGUGGGGCGAAUCUCGAGGCACGGGAUCUCCAGCUCGCCGAGGCUCAUGGUGUGAACCUGACUGAAAUGCAUAAACACUCAGUCCUUAAGCGCCAUGAUGGAGACCAUGUUACCAUCUGGGUUCACAGUGGCAUCGAAGAUAUCGAAGGCAGCAAAAUCGAAAAACGACAGAGAGCUCGGAAUGACGCAGGAGGGCGAUUCAAAACUGGGGGUCGCUAUAGUGACUUCUGUUAUUCUCACGAUAGGAAGAAGCCAAAGCUCGACAAGAACUCCCCAACUUCGGGGGGUGUGGAAGCCAUGAGAUCGUGGGCAAGGAAUACGAAGGGCUACUGGCAGCUUACUGCAGAUGAUCGGACCUGGUUGGAUCUGGUAGUCGCUGGAUCCAAUGGGGGAGCUAAUGCGAAGUACAGGAUUAAGAUCAUAGAAGUAGACACUCGGUAUAUUGGCAUGGGUACAGAUGAUGUUGCGGCUGAUGCUGAUUUCACCAGGAAUGAGAAUUUCGUCAAGAUCGAGGGCAAAUGGAGGAGCGCGUCUUACGGCUGGGAAACCUGUGCUGGUCGAGAGGGAACUGCGCCGAAUGAAUACCCUAAUGAUUUACAAUUCAUGGGACGCUGGAGAGCUCGAGUCAACUUUGAGAUCGGACCUACAGGAAAGAAUGUCUAG
Fusarium musae is the source of this 780-nucleotide messenger RNA. RefSeq lists its product as uncharacterized. The record is from RefSeq and is a predicted model, not a curated record. The transcript has 2 exons. The coding region runs from base 1 to 780 and encodes 259 amino acids. Lineage: Eukaryota; Fungi; Ascomycota; Sordariomycetes; Hypocreales; Nectriaceae.